Messenger RNA from Paecilomyces variotii, 538 nucleotides. RefSeq names its product ribosomal protein L24e-domain-containing protein. Gene Ontology annotation, biological process: cytoplasmic translation. Gene Ontology annotation, molecular function: mRNA binding; structural constituent of ribosome. The record is from RefSeq and is a predicted model, not a curated record. Gene Ontology annotation, cellular component: cytosolic large ribosomal subunit. Bases 192 to 515 code for a protein of 107 amino acids. The transcript is spliced from 2 exons. NCBI's taxonomy places the organism in Eukaryota, Fungi, Ascomycota, Eurotiomycetes, Eurotiales, Thermoascaceae.
GCAGAUGGAAGUUGAUGUCAGUCGACGGCCAAGGGCAGACGGGGUCACGUGCCGCACUUUAGCGAGGCCCGCACCGCACCACAAUUGUGUCAGUCUCACGAUCGGCUCGCCGCAAAGACGAUUCGACUCAACCACCCAACGCCAACCGACAACAACUCGUCUCGAGCGGCUGCGCAUCUCCAACAUUCAAGAUGCGUACCUACGACGAUAGCUUCAGCGGUGAGAAGAUCUACCCUGGAAAGGGUAAGCUGUACGUCCGUGGCGACAGCAAGAUCUUCCGCUUCCAGAAUGGAAAGUCCGAGUCCCUCUUCCUCCAGCGCAAGAACCCUCGCCGCAUUGCCUGGACCACCCUAUACCGUCGCCAGCACAAGAAGGGUAUCUCUGAAGUCAGUACAAUCCGAUCCUUUUAUGAUUUAUUUGUCGAUAUUAUGCGAGGAAUGGGAAACGUGCAGAGGAUAUGGAAUUGUUGUGGGAUUCGGGAAGGACCGCUUACGAUUGGAGAAAUUGGAGGAUGAUGCAAAGCAUUGUAUCGGACAAA